AUGUCGCUGUGUACCGUGAAGUCACACUACCGCAAGUAUUUGAAAUGGUUAUUACCCCCGAAGGCCGACUGGGAUCCAGGUGUUUGCUUCUUUCGCUUCUGCUCCUCGCAGCCUGGGACGGGGAGCGGCCAUACCCACUACUCGGUCCCCGAGGAGGCCAAACACGGCACCUUCGUGGGCCGCAUCGCCCAGGACCUGGGGCUGGAGCUGGCCGAGCUGGUGCCGCGCCUGUUCCGGAUGGCGUCCAAAGGCGGCGGGGACCUUCUGGAGGUAAACCUGCAGAAUGGCAUUUUGUUUGUGAAUUCUCGGAUCGACCGGGAGGAGCUGUGCGGGCGGAGCCUGGAGUGCAGCAUCCACCUGGAGGUGAUCGUGGAGCGGCCGCUGCAGGUGUUCCACGUGGAGGUGGAGGUGAAGGACAUUAACGACAACCCGCCUGUGUUCCCAGUAAAAGAACAAAGAGUGUUGAUUUACGAGUCUAGGCUGCCAGAUUCCUUGUUUCCACUAGAGGGCGCGUCGGAUGCAGAUGUGGGCUCAAAUUCUAUCCUAACCUACAAACUCAGUUCCAACGAAUAUUUCGCUCUAGAUGUGAAAAAAAACAGUGAUGACAGUACGCAAAUUGGACUCCUGUUAAGGAAAUCCUUGGACAGAGAGGAAACUCCCGAACAUAACUUAUUCCUCAUGGCCACUGACCAAGGCAAACCUGAGCUCACUGGCACUGUUCAGCUGCUGGUCACUGUACUGGAUGUGAAUGACAAUGCUCCCAGUUUUGGGCAGUCUGAAUAUGAAGUAAAAAUAUUUGAAAACUCAGAUGAUGGAACAAUAGUUAUCAGACUGAAUGCUUCUGAUAGGGAUGAAGGAUCGAAUGGGGAGAUUUCAUACUCUUUUAAUAGUCUUGUUCCACCCAUAGUUACUAACAAGUUUAGAAUAGAUUCAAAUACUGGAGAAAUAGUAAUUCAAGGGAAUUUAGAUUUUGAAAAAGAAAAUUUAUACAAAAUCCGGGUUGAUGCGACAGACAAAGGCCACCCUCCCAUGGCUGGUCAUUGCACAGUUUUAGUGAAAGUUUUGGAUAAAAAUGAUAACGUCCCUCAGAUUGCAUUAACUUCCUUAUCCUUGCCUGUCCGAGAGGACGCUCAAUUUGGAACUGUCAUUGCCCUAAUUAGCGUAUCCGAUCUUGACUCAGGUGCCAAUGGGCAGGUGACCUGCUCGCUGAUGCCCCACAGCCCCUUCAAGCUGGUGUCCACCUUCAAGAAUUACUAUUCGCUGGUGCUGGACGGCACCUUGGACCGCGAGAGCGUGGCGAGCUACGAGCUGGUGGUGACCGCGCGGGACGGCGGCUCGCCUUCGCUGUGGGCCACGGCCAGCGUGUCGGUGGAGGUGGGCGACGUGAACGACAACGCGCCGGUGUUCGCGCAGCCCGAGUACACGGUGUUCGUGAAGGAGAACAACGCGCCCGGCUGCCACAUCUUCACGGUGUCGGCGCGCGACGCGGACGCGCAGGAGAACGCGCGGGUGGCCUACUCGCUGGUGGAGCGGCGGGUGGGCGAGCGCGCGCUGUCGAGCUACGUGUCGGUGCACGCGGAGAGCGGCAAGGUGUUCGCGCUGCAGCCGCUGGACCGCGAGGAGCUGGAGCUGCUGCAGGUCGGGGUGAGCGCGCGCGACGCGGGCGCGCCGCCUCUGGGCAGCAACGUGACGCUGCAGGUGUUCGUGCUGGACGAGAACGACAACGCGCCGGCGCUGCUGCCGCCGCCGCCGCCGUCGCCUUGGGCGCCGCCCGGGUGGCCCGGGGGCGCGGGCGGCGGGGCGGGCGUGGUGAGCCAGCGGGUGGCGCGGUGGGUGGGCGCGGGCCAGGUGGUGGCGAAGGUGCGCGCGGUGGACGCGGACUCGGGCUACAACGCGUGGCUGUCGUACGAGCUGCAGGAGGCGGCGUCGGGGGCGGCGUCGGGGGGCGCGCGGAGCGCGUUCCGCGUGGGGCUGUACACGGGCGAGAUCAGCACGACGCGCGCCCUGGACGAGGCGGACGCGGCGCGCCAGCGCCUGCUGGUGCUGGUGAGGGACCACGGCGAGCCGGCGCUGACGGCCACGGCCACCGUGCUGCUGUGGCUGGAGGACGGCGGCCCGGCGCCCAAGGCGUCCUCGCGGCGGGUGGUGGGCCCCGCGGCGGCGGAGGCGGCGCUGGUGGACGUGCACGUGUACCUGGUGGUGGCGAUCUGCGCGGUGUCGAGCCUGCUGGUGCUGACGCUGCUGGUGUACACGGCGCUGCGGUGCUCGGCGCCGCGCGGCGAGGGCGCGUGCGUGCCCGGGCAGGCGCGGCUGGUGUGCUCGAGCGCGGUGGGCAGCUGGUCUUCGUCUCCGCGGCGGCGGCGGCGGCAGCGGCAGCAGGUGUGCUCUGGGGAGGGGCCACCCAAGGCCGACCUCAUGGCCUUCAGCCCCAACCUGCCUCCGUGUCCAGUAGUGGCAGAUAUGGGCGAGCAUCAGGAUUUAAAUGCUGAUCAUUGUUCCACGCCUGGGACCGGGAGCGGCCAGGUCCACUACUCAGUCCCCGAGGAAGCCAAACACGGCACCUUCGUGGGCCGCAUCGCCCAGGACCUGGGGCUGGAGCUGGCCGAGCUGGUGCCGCGCCUGUUCCGGGUGACGUCCAAAAGCCGCGGGGACCUUCUGGAGGUAAAUCUGCAGAAUGGCAUUUUGUUUGUGAAUUCUCGGAUCGACCGGGAGGAGCUGUGCGGGCGGGGCUUGGAGUGCAGCAUCCACCUGGAGGUGAUCGUGGAGCGGCCGCUGCAGGUGUUCCACGUGGAGGUGGAGGUGAGGGACAUUAACGACAACCCGCCUGUGUUCCCCGGAACACAAAAGAAUCUGUUCAUCGCGGAAUCCAGGCCGCUUGACUCUCGGUUUCCACUAGAGGGCGCCUCGGAUGCAGAUAUCGGCCAGAACGCGCUGCUGACUUACAGGCUGAGCUCCAAUGACUAUUUCUCUCUGGAUGUGCCGGCCGGCGACCAAGAGGUGACACCGCUGGGGCUUGUGCUGCGGAAACCUUUAGACAGGGAAGAGUCUCCGGAACUUCAGUUAGUGCUCACGGCUACCGACAGAGGCAAACCCGAGCUGACUGGCACCGCCCAGGUACUCGUCAAAGUGUUGGACGCCAACGACAACGCCCCAGUCUUCGACAGAACUCUGUACGCGGUGAAAUUACCGGAGAACGUGCCUAAUGGGACGUUGGUGAUGAAGCUCAACGCCUCAGAUUUGGACGAAGGCUCGAAUGGGGAUAUUAUUUAUUCAUUCUCUAGCGACCUAUCUCCAGGCUUGAAAUCCAAGUUCUCCAUAGACCCCCUAAGCGGGGAAAUUACGGUAACAGGACCCAUCGAUUUUGAAGAGAGGAAAGCCUACAAAAUUCGAGUAGAGGCGACGGAUAAAGGUCACCUGCCACUGGCUGGUCACUGUACAGUUCUUGUGGAAGUUGUGGACGCUAAUGACAAUGCUCCAGAGAUGACUAUGACUUCUCUGUCUCUUCCUAUCUCAGAGAAUGCUGAGCCUGGCACAGUCAUCACCUUGAUUAACGUGUUUGAUCAAGAUUCUGGUGCUAACGGGCAAGUGACCUGCUCUCUGACGCCCCAUGUCCCCUUCAAGCUGGUGUCCACCUUCAAGAAUUACUAUUCGCUGGUGCUGGACGGCACCUUGGACCGCGAGAGCGUGGCGAGCUACGAGCUGGUGGUGACCGCGCGGGACGGCGGCUCGCCUUCGCUGUGGGCCACGGCCAGCGUGUCGGUGGAGGUGGGCGACGUGAACGACAACGCGCCGGUGUUCGCGCAGCCCGAGUACACGGUGUUCGUGAAGGAGAACAACGCGCCCGGCUGCCACAUCUUCACGGUGUCGGCGCGCGACGCGGACGCGCAGGAGAACGCGCGGGUGGCCUACUCGCUGGUGGAGCGGCGGGUGGGCGAGCGCGCGCUGUCGAGCUACGUGUCGGUGCACGCGGAGAGCGGCAAGGUGUUCGCGCUGCAGCCGCUGGACCGCGAGGAGCUGGAGCUGCUGCAGGUCGGGGUGAGCGCGCGCGACGCGGGCGCGCCGCCUCUGGGCAGCAACGUGACGCUGCAGGUGUUCGUGCUGGACGAGAACGACAACGCGCCGGCGCUGCUGCCGCCGCCGCCGCCGUCGCCUUGGGCGCCGCCCGGGUGGCCCGGGGGCGCGGGCGGCGGGGCGGGCGUGGUGAGCCAGCGGGUGGCGCUGGUGGGCGCGGGCCAGGUGGUGGCGAAGGUGCGCGCGGUGGACGCGGACUCGGGCUACAACGCGUGGCUGUCGUACGAGCUGCAGGAGGCGGCGUCGGGGGCGGCGUCGGGGGGCGCGCGGAGCGCGUUCCGCGUGGGGCUGUACACGGGCGAGAUCAGCACGACGCGCGCCCUGGACGAGGCGGACGCGGCGCGCCAGCGCCUGCUGGUGCUGGUGAGGGACCACGGCGAGCCGGCGCUGACGGCCACGGCCACCGUGCUGCUGUGGCUGGAGGACGGCGGCCCGGCGCCCAAGGCGUCCUCGCGGCGGGUGGUGGGCCCCGCGGCGGCGGCGGAGGCGGCGCUGGUGGACGUGCACGUGUACCUGGUGGUGGCGAUCUGCGCGGUGUCGAGCCUGCUGGUGCUGACGCUGCUGGUGUCCACGGCGCUGCGGUGCUCGGCGCCGCGCGGCGAGGGCGCGUGCGUGCCCGGGCAGGCGCGGCUGGUGUGCUCGAGCGCGGUGGGCAGCUGGUCUUCGUCUCCGCGGCGUUGGCGGCGGCAGCGGGUGUGCUCUGGGGAGGGGCCGCCCAAGGCCGACCUCAUGGCCUUCAGCCCCAGCCUGCCUCCGUGUCCACUACCAGAUGGGGAAGUCGGGGAGCAGUCUACUGGAGGCGACACUUCUAGCAAGGUAGAAACAGACUCUUUCCACCACCUACCAUUUAGUUGA
Phacochoerus africanus (Common warthog) is the source of this 4926-nucleotide messenger RNA. Its product is annotated as cadherin-related tumor suppressor-like. Gene Ontology annotation, biological process: homophilic cell-cell adhesion. NCBI's taxonomy places the organism in Eukaryota, Metazoa, Chordata, Mammalia, Artiodactyla, Suidae. Gene Ontology annotation, molecular function: calcium ion binding. The record is from RefSeq and is a predicted model, not a curated record. Gene Ontology annotation, cellular component: plasma membrane.